AUGGAGCUUCCCAAUCUCCGCAGGGCCCCGUCCUACCAUACGAUACUCGAGGCACUGAAAGACCUCCAAAUCAAUCCAGCAACUUGGGACGAUGCUUCUUUGGCUGAGGUAGACAAGUCCGCACACGAUGCGUCGGUCAACAUCUUCCUGAUGUCAGUCAUCACCAGCGAGCUCGAUUGGCUCACAGAAAUCAAGACCGAUGCUGGUAGAAACCUCCCGGCCGAUGAUCAGAAAGAGGUUUUGAUCCAAGAAGCUAGCAAGAGGGUUGCUGAGCGAUGUGGUCGAUCAGCUGCUGGCGAAAUGACAAGGACAUGGGUCAUUCCCGAGUCGUUGGAGAACCCCGAAAUCGGCUUGGACCUUCGUGAGCCUCCUCUCACUGGUGAUAUGCUGGGUCUGAAGACCUGGGGGACCUCGUAUGUCAUCUCGAAGAAGCUGGAGUACAUCGGAAAUGAGUUCCUCAGCGAGCUGGUAACUAAAUCAGAGGGUGGCUCUCGAGUUCUAGAACUGGGUGCUGGUACUGGUCUGGUUGGCAUGGCUGCGGCGGCAAUCUGGAGUACCAGUGUUGUGCUUACAGACUUGGAAGAGAUUCAGGAGAACCUGCUCUUCAACAUUGAAAAAAACAAAGAAACAAUUGAAAGCAUGGGCGGCCACAUCUCGGGUGCUGUACUGGACUGGACGAAGCCAAAUGAAGCACUAUCAUUGUUGCCGUCCAAGGAGUUCGAGAUCAUCAUAGCUGCAGAUCCUAUGUACGAUCGCGAACAUCCCGGCCUAGUCGCCCAAAUGGUCAGUAUGUUCUUGAAGAAGGGCACACAAUCGAGGGUUCUUACAGCAAUACCGCUACGAGACGAUCAUACCAAGAGGAUGGCUUUUGGGUUUACAGAGAUUAUGGUGAGUAACGGAUUCUGUGUGAUUCAUCAGGAAUUGGAAAUUUUCAAGGAUGAUUGGCAAGACAGAGAUGCAGUCAAAGUCCAGUGGACUAUUUGGCGCCGGGUCGACUGCAGCGGUACUGUUAACAAACAAUUAUUUUGA
Drepanopeziza brunnea f. sp. 'multigermtubi' MB_m1 is the source of this 1029-nucleotide messenger RNA. RefSeq lists its product as uncharacterized. Lineage: Eukaryota; Fungi; Ascomycota; Leotiomycetes; Helotiales; Drepanopezizaceae. The record is from RefSeq and is a predicted model, not a curated record.